ACUAAUGAGCUCUCUUCCUGAAACAAUGUCUGAAACAGUCCCAGAUGCCUGGGAUUUUAAGGGUCGUCCUGCUCUCAGAUCCAAAUCUGGUGGAUGGACUGCAGCCGCCAUGAUUCUAGGUGGAGAAGCUAUGGAGAGAAUGACGACGUUGGGGAUUGUCGUGAACUUGGUGACUUAUCUGACAGGAACGAUGCAUUUGGGAAAUGCUUCAUCUGCUAACAUAGUCACCAACUUCUUGGGAACCUCCUUCAUGUUGUGUCUGCUCGGAGGUUUUGUGGCCGACACUUUUCUCGGCAGAUACCUCACUAUUGCCAUUUUCGCAACCGUUCAAGCCACUGGUGUUGCAAUCUUGGCGAUAUCAACAGUAAUCCCAAGUCUUCAUCCUCCAAAAUGCAACCCUAAGACAGACACCAAACCAUGUGUCCCAGCCAACGACAUGCAACUGACGGUUCUCUAUUUAGCUCUCUACAUUACCGCCCUUGGAACCGGCGGUCUGAAGUCCAGCGUCUCCGGGUUCGGGUCGGAUCAGUUCGAUGAAUCCGACAAGUCGGAGAAGAAACAGAUGAUAAGGUUCUUCAACUGGUUCAUCUUCUCCAUAAACAUAGGAUCCCUAGCUGCGGUGACAGUUCUUGUGUACAUUCAGGAUAACGUGGGAAGAGAAUGGGGAUAUGGGAUUUGUGCGUUUGCCAUUGUGAUCGCUCUUAUUGUGUUCUUGUCGGGUACAAGAAGGUACCGGUUCAAGAAACUGGCCGGCAGCCCGUUGACACAGAUCGCGGUGGUGUUCGUCGCCGCCUGGAGAAAGAGACACUUGGGUUUGCCAUCGGAUUCGUCGCUGCUGUUUAACGUAGAUGAUAUUGCAGAUGGAAAGAAGAAAAAGCCUAUGUUGCCUCAUACAGAGCAGUUCCGCUUCUUGGACAGGGCAGCAAUAAAGAACCCAGAAAUGCCUGAAGAAACAACGAAAGAGAGAAGAUGGUACCUAUCAACCCUUACUGAUGUUGAAGAAGUGAAACAGUUAAUAAGAAUGUUACCCAUAUGGGCCACCACCAUCAUGUUUUGGACAGUCCACGCCCAGAUGACCACAUUCUCGGUGUCCCAAGCAACCACCAUGGACCGCCACAUGGGAAAAUCCUUCGAGAUCCCGGCUGCAUCACUCACCGUCUUCCUGGUCGGAAGCAUUCUCCUUGUAGUUCUCAUUUACGACAGAAUCAUCGUACCCAUCACCAGAAAAUUUCUCAACAACCCUCAUGGAAUGACCCCAUUACAACGCAUAGCCGUUGGAUUAUUCCUUUCAAUCCUGGCCAUGAUUGCAGCAGCAGUCACCGAGACCAAACGGCUCCGUUCUGCACAAUCAAAUGGGUUUACAAAUCUUCCACAUGCGGCGAUUCCGAUGAGUGUGUUCAGGUUGGCUCCACAGUUCUUGCUGGUCGGAGCUGGGGAGGCAUUUACGUACUUAGGACAGUUGGAUUUCUUCCUAAGAGAAUGUCCCAAAGGGAUGAAGACAAUGAGCACAGGGCUUUUCUUAAGCACACUGUCAUUAGGGUUUUUCUUCAGCUCAGUGUUGGUGACGCUAGUUCACAAGGUGACAAGUCACACGAGGCCAUGGCUAGCAGAUAAUCUGAACAAAGGAAGGCUCUAUAACUUCUACUGGCUUCUGGCUAUUUUGUGCGUUUUGAAUUUUGCAGUAUACUUGUUUUGUGCAAAAGGGUAUGUGUACAAGGAAAAGAGACUCGCCGAGGAAGGCAUAGAAUUAUUGGAGGAAGACGAGCAAGAUGUUGCUUUUCAUGCAUAACAAGUUUUGGCUUAUCUCUAAGGCUUGGUUUGGAUGGACCAAAAAAAUGAGGGGAAAAUAGAGAGGAGAGAAUACUACAAAGAAGAACUCUCAAAAAUAUAGCAAGAAAAUUUAUUAUUUCUGAGAGUUUUUCCUCGCAGUAUUCUUUAUUUUCCUAUUUUUCCUUGUAUAUUCAAACGAAGUGACAAGGUCCUAGUUUCUUCUGUUAAACAGUUUAGGACUAAAAAAGGAAGAAAACCCAUUACUCUAAUAUAGAAUAGUCUGAAUUCUAUCCUCAGUACUAUAAUAAGUGUGUGUGGGGUUUAGUAUGCUUUAAUC
Molecule: messenger RNA, 2107 nt
Organism: Neltuma alba
Lineage: Eukaryota; Viridiplantae; Streptophyta; Magnoliopsida; Fabales; Fabaceae
Product: protein NRT1/ PTR FAMILY 6.3-like
Exons: 5
Coding region: 5-1789 (594 amino acids)
Biological process (GO): transmembrane transport; oligopeptide transport
Cellular component (GO): membrane
Molecular function (GO): transmembrane transporter activity
Source: RefSeq, a predicted model, not a curated record